Molecule: messenger RNA, 645 nt
Organism: Gongylonema pulchrum
Lineage: Eukaryota; Metazoa; Nematoda; Chromadorea; Rhabditida; Gongylonematidae
Source: the annotation of a GenBank genome assembly
AUGAGCGAAGUGCAGCUUUCUGUGUACUAUAAUAUGCAGCCAACCGUUCUACUUGGUUGGGGUGAGCAAUCGGAUAAAAAACACGUGAGUGACUGGCUGAUCGAUUCCGUUACAAUGAAUGUAAGCUAUUUCACUGGAGGCAAAUACAGGAGUGAACGACCAACAGAAGCUGAACAGCUCGACGUUUCGUGGUCAAUCUUGUACACCUGGCUGACGCUGCAUCGGAACGCAUUCUGUUUUUCCUUAGCAAUUCUGUUGCCGGCGUUGAUCUCAUAUAUGUUUAUAAUAUUUUCAUUUCUCCUACCCUCGCCUAACUCAUCCAUUUAUGUCCUCCUCGCAAAUUUAUUCUUCCUGGGUACAUUCCUCGAAGAUCUCACCGUAAUGAUACCGCCAGCUAUUGGACGAUUACCUAAAAUCGUUUGGUUUACUGCUAUAAGCCUUGUACUCACUUCUGUGGCAGUAUUUAUGCAGCUCUGGUUGCGAUAUUUGUUGAAAAGGCAGGAUGCGGUAAGCAGAUGGUACCAGUAUCUACUAAAUCUUAAUAGGAUUAUACCUUUUCGCUGGCGAAUAAGAGCGUUUGGUGCUCCUGCUGAUGGUCCAGACUCUGAGCAGCAAACAGCAACAGGUUAUCGGCCAUUCUUUUAA